Daphnia magna is the source of this 2618-nucleotide messenger RNA. It is a transcript of the gene Cpr, whose product is annotated as NADPH--cytochrome P450 reductase. Gene Ontology annotation, cellular component: cytosol. The transcript is spliced from 15 exons. NCBI's taxonomy places the organism in Eukaryota, Metazoa, Arthropoda, Branchiopoda, Diplostraca, Daphniidae. The record is from RefSeq and is a predicted model, not a curated record. Gene Ontology annotation, biological process: response to hormone. The coding region runs from base 340 to 2385 and encodes 681 amino acids. Gene Ontology annotation, molecular function: FMN binding; flavin adenine dinucleotide binding; NADPH-hemoprotein reductase activity.
ACUGUAGAGUGCCGUUUACGUGCGUCAAGUCUUUCUUGUCUGUUUGUUGACCUUGGGCAGGUCGAAAAGUAUGGCUGUGUGAUUUGACAGUGCUGUGGGGUUAUCUCGCCGAACGAAUACCGUUAAACAGGAGUAGUUUAACACUAGUUUCUGUAUUCGGUGGAUGUGUAUACUUAGUCGAUACUUCAUUCGUUUGUGAGUAAAUUUGAACGAAUAAUUUCGUUUGGUCUCACUGUUGUAAAUCAUUAAUGAGCCAACUCGUUGCAUAACGCCAUAGCUUUCCUUCUGUAUUCUCCCGCAAUCACCACCUGUUGAUAUUCUUCAUCAGAUCAAACCAUAAUGGAUGAAGUAGCAGCAGCAACAGGUGAUGCAGCAGCAAUGGCCGCAGCUUCUGCCCCAAUGUUUGGUGUUCUAGACAUUGUUCUUUUGGCUGGCAUGGCUGGGUUUGGAAUUUAUUGGGUUUACUUUCGGAACAGCUCAAAGCCCCAGUCACCACCAACUAAAGGCUACACAAUGCAGCCUACCUUGGUAGCUCCAAAAGCCAAUGACAGCAGUUUCAUUGCAAAAAUGAAAGCCUCCGGGAAAAACAUUGUAGUUUUCUAUGGUAGUCAGACUGGGACAGCUGAGGAAUUUGCCCUACGCCUUGUGAAAGAAGCUGCCAGGUACGGCAUGAAAGCAUUAUACCCAGCUGAUCCAGAAGAGUGUGAAAUGGAAGAGCUUUCCAAGUUAAGUGAAAUCAAUAAUUCUUUGGUUAUAUUUUGCAUGGCGACAUACGGUGAAGGUGAUCCCACCGAUAAUGCAAGCGCCUUCUACGAAUGGCUAAAGUCUGAAGAACCGGACCUGACCGGUGUUAACUAUGCUGUCUUUGGUCUCGGAAACAAGACCUAUGAACAUUUCAAUUCAAUGGGCAAGUUUUUUGACAAACGACUGGAAGAGUUGGGUGCAACAAGAGUAGUGGAAGCUGGUGUAGGCGAUGACGACGGAAACAUGGAGGAAGACUUUCUAACAUGGAAGGAUACUCUGUGGCCAGCCGUUUUAGACUUUUUUGGUUUGGAAAUGAAUUUGCAAGAAAUUUCCAUGCGACAGUAUCGUCUUGAAAUACCUGAUGUCCCCUCAGAAAAGCUAUUUACCGGUGAAAUUGCCCGACUUCGUUCUUAUCAGACACAGCGACCGCCUUUUGAUGCCAAAAACCCAUUCCUUGCUCAAGUAACUGCCUGGCGAGAAUUGCACAAAGGAGGUGAUCGCAGUUGCAUGCACAUCGAGCUUGAUAUCUCUAAUUCCAAGUUGAGAUACGAUUCGGGUGAUCAUGUGGCCGUGUAUCCGGUGAACGAUCCAGCCUUAGUCAAUCGUUUCGGCGAGUUACUGUCGGUAGAUUUAGAUACUCAAAUAUCGCUGGUCAACAUUGACGAUCAGUCGACUAAGAAGCAUCCGUUUCCUUGCCCUUGCACAUACAGAACGGCUCUCUCCCAUUAUCUCGACAUUACCUCCAAUCCUCGAACGCACGUUUUGAAAGAACUUGCUGAACACACUACCAAUUUUGAGGAAAAGCAAAAAUUAUUAAUGAUGGCAAGCUCCAGUCUAGAGGGCAAGGAACUUUAUCAGCAAUGGGUACUGCAAGAUAAUCGCAGUCUGUUGCACAUCUUGGAAGAUUUGCCAUCGUGUAAACCAUCAUUAGAUCUCGUUUGCGAGUUAUUGACCCGCCUGCAAUCACGCUACUAUUCCAUCUCUUCUUCUUCAAAAUUACAUCCGGAGACCGUCCAUAUAACAGCCGUGCUCUUGAAGUAUGCAACCCCAACCGGACGAAUCAAUAAAGGAGUAGCCACCACUUGGCUCGCAUCCAAAAAGCCCCAACCGGACCAGCCACCCCAUCAGGUUCCCAUAUUCAUUCGCAAGUCACAAUUCCGAUUACCAGCCCGCCAUCAAACUCCAAUUAUCAUGGUUGGUCCAGGAACAGGAGUGGCUCCUUUCCGUGGAUUCGUCCAGGAGCGUCUCAAAGUGAAACGAGAAGGCAAGCCGGUAGGUGACACUGUUCUGUUCUUUGGCUGUCGCAAAAAAACGGAAGACUUCCUUUAUGAGGAAGAGUUUGACGAGAGUAUCCAAGAAGGCCUACUCACGCUACAUACUGCCUUCUCUCGAGAACAGCCCGAGAAGAAAGUCUACGUUACGCACUUGCUCAAAGAACAAGGAGAGUACAUAUGGCGCAUCAUAAGCGAGGAAAGCGGCCACAUCUACGUGUGCGGGGACGCGCGAAAUAUGGCACGUGAUGUGCAUGAUAUCAUUGUUGAUAUUUGCAGUAAAUUUGGGAAAUUGUCGUCCAGCGAAGCUCAUGCCUUCGUCAAAAAGUUAGAAACUCAGCGCCGUUACUCAGCUGAUGUUUGGAGUUAGUCUACGCAGGGCAUUAUUGUGCUACUUAGUAGAUAAAUUUUUUGCUUAGGCUUAAAUAUUUUCUAAAAUGGUCUUCUCUCAAAUGUCUAUUUGCUGCUACGAGACUUUAAAAAACCAUGGGUAAUUUUUUAGACCCAAAUAUGUGUAUUACUUUAGUACAAUUUUCUAUUUGGAAUGUUCUACCCCCAGGGUUAUGGAAAAGAAUUUGGUCUUCAAUAAAACAUUUGACUGGG